Molecule: messenger RNA, 2478 nt
Organism: Phragmites australis (common reed)
Lineage: Eukaryota; Viridiplantae; Streptophyta; Magnoliopsida; Poales; Poaceae
Product: protein SOSEKI 3-like
Exons: 6
Coding region: 488-2293 (601 amino acids)
Source: RefSeq, a predicted model, not a curated record
ACACACAGGGGGGAGGCAUGUGAGUGUGGGUAGCAACACAACAGCAACACAUGUUUGCUCGGCUCUGCUGCGCUGCUUUGCCAAAUGAAAUGAGAUGAAAUGAUCUUCGAGUACCUCCUCAAGCACGUGCUGUACCAGUCGGUCGGUCCGGGCGAUAUGCAGCUAGCUAGGCCGAGAAAACGAACCAAGAUAACAAUACACUUACACCAUGGGAAAAAUAGAAGCCAAGGCAAAAGGAUUUAGAUUUGCAUUUGCCCAACAAAUAGGAAUCCAAGACAAGAUGCCCAAGUGGUGGUCCGGUCCGGGUGUUUAUAUAUCUUCCCCCUCCGCCAUGUUUGCUCAUCCGGCACACCAACACCACUGCCACCUUCUUCUCCUUUUGCUCAUCGGGCAGCUUAUAGGUGGUGAUGCCUUCACCUUUUGAUACUUGGUUGUUGUUGUAAGCCUAGUCGACAUUCGCUGCUGCUGCUGUGCCCUGUAUCUUGCCAUGUCGUCCUCGUCGGAGGAAGCAACAAGGGUUCAGGCAACAAUGGAGGGGAGGCCGACGGGCCGUGGCAGCCCAGGCUCAUCAGGGACGAGGGUGACGGUGGUGUACUACCUGUGUCGCAACGGCCGCCACCUGGAGCACCCGCACUUGAUGGAGCUGCUCCUCGCCUCCCCCCGCCUCUACCUCCGAGAUGUGUUGAGCCGGCUGGACGCGGUGAGAGGGAAGGGCAUGGCCGCCAUCUACUCCUGGUCCUGCAAAAGGAGGUACAAGACCGGAUUCGUCUGGCACGAUGUGUCGGAGGAUGAUGUGCUGCUGCCUGCGCAGGGCAGCGAGUACGUCCUCAAGGGCUCCCUCCUCCACCACUCGCCACCACCUGCACUUGCACCUCCGCCGCCACCACCAGAGCAGCAGCAGCAGAAGAAGAAUGUCGACACAACCAUUACUCCAAAGGUCCAGUGUGUCAAGCCAACUUCUCCUACUCCUGAACAAGAGUCGCCACUCUCACAGGAAGGCUGCUGGACUACUACUUCAUCGUGGCCGCCAUCUCCUCCUGCUCCUGCUCCCGCUCCCGCUCCCAUGGUCGAGGCGCCACCUGCGCUCCUGCAGCAACAGCAACAGCCACAGCCACAGCCACAGCCAGUGCGGUCAUCAUUUUCUUCCAUCACCGGGGACGGGGACGAGGAGGCAGCUCAUUCAAGCUCUUCAGGCAACUCAUCGUCUCCUGAUAAUCCAACCAGAGGCUCAAGUGGAAGCACGCCUUGCUCCUCAGGUGGCGCAAGCUCUCCUGGUUCUCCACCUAGACUCACGCCUUACAACAAGCACAAGCCCGGGCACAACUCCGUUGCAGGGCAUGAUGCAGCGACGCAAACCGAUGGAAUACCACCAGCUAGGAGGGAGGUUCAGAAGGACACUAGUAGCAUGUCGGGCAUGGCGGCCGCGCCUACCGAAGACGGCCAUCGAGGAGGAUCUUCCUCCUCCGGCACCGGCGGUAGGAGCGGGACCUUGGAGACCCUGAUAAGGGCCGAGGCUCUUGGCAGGAGAGGUGCAGCUACAAAGAGGAUCCUACUAGAGGAGGAGGAGGAGGAGGACAAGGAAGCAGUGCAGUCGCUGGGCGCGAAGCUGAAGCCAGCCAACCUGCUGAUGCGGCUGGUGGCUUGUGGGUGGACCAUGUCCGCGAGGCACCACCCUGCCUGUGGCCUCAUGCACAAGCCCCACCAUGUUCAUGUUGAUCUGCCGCCGUCAUCUCCAGUCUUGUCUCCCCUCGGCGCACUCAUCAUGCGUCCUCCUCAAACUGUUGGAGACAGAGUCUCAGAAUCAGGAGGAGAUUGCUGCGGCCAUUGCAGAGGGAGCUUCCGUCAAACUGCUGCAGCUGCAGGCAAUGGGGAUGAGUCAGCCAAAGGGAUGCCCACCUCUUCGUCUUGCAAACACGACGGAGUUUCUGAAAAAGAAGGCACCGUAAGGGAAUUAGUUAGUUUGGAGAGCUCAAGCAAAUGUACCCCACAAACAAUCAAGAUGUCAUCAUGUGAGCAAUCCAGGAGCCGCACGACACUGAUAUCGAUAACCACAGAUCUCAGUGGUGAACAUGACUCUAGCAGUGGGCCUUCGCUCAAGACCUUAUCAACAGGUACGAGCAAAAGGAUGACCCAUCCAACGUCAGGGAAAAUACCUUCUCCAAGAGUAGUAUCAUUCCAUGAUGAAAAGGAGAAAGUGGUCAAGAUUGAAGAAAGGCUUGCUUCUGGAGCUCGUGUCAUAAUCCAGUGUGCACCCUUACUCAAAGACAGUUACAUCAGUGCCACAGCAAUGUAACUGGGGCGACUGCCCCCAUAUUUCCUCUCCUUUCAUUUUCUUUUCUUCCCUCAGAAUUCAGUAAUCGUGGCCAGCAGUUGAAAUAAUUAGCUGCAGUUGUAUUGAAUUUGUCUCCCCGAUGUAAUAAUUAGCUGUUCGAGUGUCUGUCCCUAAGUGCCUUUCAGAAGGAUUAUCACUGUGAUCAA